CCUUCAGGUUCCCUGUCUGUGCAGCGGUGCCUCCUGUCUGCUGUGCCGAUGCUGCCCCAACAGCAAGAAUUCAACAGUCACGCGUCUGAUCUAUGCCUCCCUCCUCCUCCUCAGCACCAUUCUCGCCUGCAUUAUGCUGGCACCGGGGAUGGAGGAGCAGCUGAAAAAGAUACCCGGGUUUUGUGAGGAGGGGCUUCACACCCUGCUCCCCCACGUGGAUGGCUUCGUCAGCUGCGACGUCUUCGUCGGCUACCGCGCCGUGUAUCGCGUCAGCUUUGCCAUGGCUCUGUUCUUCUUCCUCUGCUCCCUGCUCAUGAUCGCGGUGAAGACGAGCAGCGACCCCAGGGCCGCGGUGCACAACGGGUUUUGGUUCUUCAAAAUAGCUGCCAUCGUGGCUCUCAUGGUCGGAGCGUUUUACAUUCCUGAAGGGCCUUUCACAAGAGCCUGGUUUGUUAUUGGUGUUUUUGGAGCCUUCUUCUUCAUUCUUAUCCAGCUGGUGCUUCUUGUGGACUUUGCUCACUCCUGGAACGAGAGCUGGGUUGAGAAGAUGGAGGAGGGAAAUUCUAAGUGUUGGUAUGCAGCUCUGCUGUCCUGUACCAGCUUGUUCUACACCUUGUCACUGGUUUUUGUUGUGCUCUUCUACAUUUUCUACACAAAGCCUGAUGACUGCACUGAGAACAAGUUCUUCAUAAGCAUUAAUAUCAUCCUGUGCAUUGCUGUCUCCAUUGUUUCUAUCCUUCCAAAAGUUCAGGAACAUCAGACUCGCUCUGGCCUCCUGCAGUCCUCAGUUAUCACUCUCUACACCAUGUACCUCACUUGGUCAGCCAUGUCCAACGAGCCUGAACGAAACUGUAACCCGAGUUUGCUGAACAUCAUCACCCAGAUAGCUACACCCACAGCUGGCCCAGCAAAUACCACCUUGGUGCCUGCUACUCAAGCGCCGCCCAAGUCCCUGCAGUGGUGGGAUGCCCAGAGCGUUGUUGGAUUGGUUAUCUUUGUCCUUUGCCUCCUGUAUUCCAGGGGCGCGGCCGAGGACGGGGACGUGCGCCGCGUCGCCGACAACGAGAGGGACGGCGUGCAGUACAGCUACACCUUCUUCCACUUCAUGCUCUGCCUCGCCGCCCUCUACAUCAUGAUGACGCUCACCAACUGGUACAGCCCUGAUGCUGAUUUUAAAACAAUGACAAGUAAGUGGCCGGCCGUGUGGGUGAAGAUGAGCUCCAGCUGGGUUUGUCUCCUCCUCUACCUGUGGACCUUAGUGGCUCCUGUCGUCCUUACUAACAGGGACUUCAGUUAAACUGCUGCACCUCUCUGAGCUUCC
Molecule: messenger RNA, 1321 nt
Organism: Merops nubicus (carmine bee-eater)
Lineage: Eukaryota; Metazoa; Chordata; Aves; Coraciiformes; Meropidae
Product: serine incorporator 3-like
Exons: 9
Coding region: 134-1297 (387 amino acids)
Cellular component (GO): membrane
Source: RefSeq, a predicted model, not a curated record